Mucor velutinosus is the source of this 951-nucleotide messenger RNA. RefSeq lists its product as uncharacterized. Gene Ontology annotation, cellular component: preribosome, large subunit precursor; nuclear periphery; nucleolus. The record is from RefSeq and is a predicted model, not a curated record. Gene Ontology annotation, biological process: ribosomal large subunit biogenesis; rRNA processing. Lineage: Eukaryota; Fungi; Mucoromycota; Mucoromycetes; Mucorales; Mucoraceae. Bases 1 to 951 code for a protein of 316 amino acids. The transcript is spliced from 3 exons.
AUGUCUCGCAAAACUGAUAGACUUGCUAAGAAGGCAAACAAGAAGAACAACGCUCCUACUGUCGAGAAAAUUGAAGCUGCCGAAGAAAGCAGCGACGAAGAAAUCCCUGAAGCUGUUGCCAUUGAAGAACAAGAUCAAGAAGAAGAAGAAGAGAAUAGCCAAGUCGAAGAAGAAGAAGAAGCCAUAAGUGGGGAUGAAGACGAUGAGGCAGUAGAGCAGGAACCUCGUCCCAUCAGGGCUAAAAUCAACGAUGAGGCUGCCAUGAUCCGUAUCACUGAAGCUUUUAAAUUGAAGAAUUUACCUUGGAUCGAAACCAUGGCAAUCACCUCCUCUAAGCCUGUUGUUGUUGAGGAUGUGCAAAACGACAUGCAACGUGAAUUAGCCUUCUAUCAACAAGCCCUCGAAGCUGCUAAAUUAGGCAGAGAACUUGUAAAAAAAGCCGGUGCCGAAUUUUCCAGACCUGAAGAUUAUUUCGCUGAAAUGUUGAAGAGUGAUGAACACAUGGCCAAGAUCCGUCAAAAGUUAUUGGAUGAAAGCGCAUCACUCAAGGCUUCUGAGGAUGCCAAGCGUCAACGUCAAUUGAAGAAGUUUGGUAAGAAGGUCCAAGUGGAGAAACAAUUGGAAAGACAAAAGCAAAAGUCAGAGAUGCUUGACAAGAUCAAGUUACUCAAGAGAAAGAGAAAGGAUGGCGAAGAUUUAACAUUAAAUGACGAUUUUGAUAUUGCUUUGGAGAAAGCCGAUACCAAGCGUGCAAAGACUGAUAAAAAGAGUGCACCUGUCAAGAGUCAAAAGAGAAUCAACAAGGAUCUUAAAUACGGUUCUGGUGGAAAGAAGGGGCGCUUUGCUAAAUCAAAUACUCUGGAAUCAACAUCUGGUUUAGGUGGUUACAACAAGAUGAAGGGCAAGCCCAUCUUCAAGGGAAAGGGCAAAGCAUCUCCAAAGAAGAAAUAA